AUGAGCAUGCAACGAUCCAGCAGCUUGUCUGAAUUGCGUCGAGGCGCUUUCUCGUCUCGAAAGCUCUCGAGCAUCCUAUCAACGCCAAAGCUCUCAGCCGUCACCCGCAUCAUCCUCUCUCUUACAGCGAUCAGUGGUGUUACCAUUCUCACCAGCUUCCUCAGCGGCGCAUUGACGGUCGCAUUGCCCUCCAUUGCUAAGUCGGUCAAUCUAUCGCAAGGACUGCUGUCAUGGCCAUUGUCCAUGUUCAGUUUGGUCAGUGGUGCUCUCUUGCUCAUUGCCGGAGCAAUGGCAGACGCAUUCGGCCGACGACGAGUCUUCCUUCUUGGAAUCGUGUGCUUUGCUGCAGUCUGUAUCACGACUACAUUCAUGAACACAGGCGAAGGCUUGAUAGGCUGCUGUGCUGGUCUUGGCCUCGCAGCAGCGAUGCUCAUCCCUGCUGGUGUCGGCAUCCUGGGUAGUUCAAUACCUGAAGGUCCGAUCAAGAACAGAAGCUUCGCUCUGAUCGGAGCUGCCCAGCCAGUUGGAUUCAUCCUUGGCCUUGUCUUGGGAGGUCUCCUUGCAGCUCGAUGGCGGAUCAUCUUCUGGAUCUUGGGUGCCUUUGCCAUUGCUUGUGGGCUAUGCGCAUAUGUAUCCUUGCCAAACGAGGGCGAAGAGCUCAUUCGAACAGCCAGUAACUCAAGAGCGACCUCAGUCAUCGAUUUGACCUCCGAUGCUGCGGCGCUUUCUGUUGAUCCUCGUGCUUCCACGAGCCCUGCUCCCCAGAACCUGAACAAGGCUGUCACAUCGAGCAUACCAGCAUCCUCGUCCAACGCUACGAGCACAGCGACAAGCAUUCACAACAUCAACACCAUUGGCAACACGAACGCUACAGCGAACGCCAGCAUGAGUCGUUCGCUUCGCCUGAAGACCUUCGACUGGUUCGGAGCUCUGAUGUCGACAUCAGGUCUUGUCAUGCUCACUUUCGCACUUGCAGAUGCUGAAACAGCACCGCAUGGCUGGAAGACGUCGUAUGUUCUGGCAUUGCUCCCGACCUCGAUUGCUUUGCUAGGCGCUUUUAUUUCCUGGGAGCGUUUCCUGGAGAAAAAGCAGCGAACAUACGAGCUGGGUGCCUCAACUGCUGCCAAUACUCAACAGCGUCGAAAUGCCACCUUCUUUAAGGCACCUCCGACUGCACCAUUGCUGCCACCAGCAAUCUGGCGAGUACCUCGGUUUGGAGCUGUCUUGCUUGUGAUCUUCCUGGCAUGGCUCAGUUUCAACGUCAUGUCGUAUCUCAGUACGCUGGUCUUCCAGGAAGUACAGCACAUCUCGGCCACAAAAACGUCCUUGUACUUCCUGCCAAUGAUUGCCAUGGGUCUCGCUCUCAAUGUCUUCGCAGGGCUUGUUGUUGGAAGAAUUCCAGCCGUUUGGCUCAUCGUUUGUGGCGCAAUCGCUGGUGCGGCAGCCUGUGUCAUCCUGUCGGUGGGUGUCGAGCCAGACACACCAUACUACAAAGCCAUGUUGUGGACUAUGAUUCUGCAAGUCGGUCCUGACCUUUUCUUCCCCGCCGGACAACUCUUCGCAAGCAAGUCGGUUGGACGACAGUAUCAAGCUCUGGCUGGCUCGCUGUUCAAUACGACCAUUCGUGUAGCUACAUCUUUAGGUCUUGCCAUCUCUUCGUCCAUAUCAACGUCAGUCACCAAGGCUGCUGUUGCCAAGUCUGCUGGCCAGGCUGCUCGGCUGCUUACACGAGACCUGGUGCAUCACCCUUCAAUGCUGCUUGCAGGCUCGUACCUCGCACCGCGAGCCGCUGUCGGAGCAUCUGGCGGCAGUGUGAAGGAUGCUGUUCCAGUCAAGGCGUUGCUGGAGGGGUACAAAGCAGCGAGCUGGUUUUGCUUCGCCUGCUCAGUGCUGUCUAUUGUAGUAGCUUUGGCAAGGCUCAGAUCCAUUGGGAUUGUAGGUGGAAUGGAAGGCAAGGUGGAAGACAGCAGCUCUGCUAACGACACGAGACUCAACUCACCUAGCAUUGCUCCACAACAAGGCGAGUUCGAGCUUCAAACUGUAGUACCGGCGAGCGACCGCAAGGUCGGCCUUCCUUCUUCAUCUACGCACUCUAGACGAUGA
Ustilago hordei is the source of this 2103-nucleotide messenger RNA. RefSeq lists its product as uncharacterized. The transcript has a single exon. Gene Ontology annotation, biological process: transmembrane transport. Lineage: Eukaryota; Fungi; Basidiomycota; Ustilaginomycetes; Ustilaginales; Ustilaginaceae. Gene Ontology annotation, molecular function: transmembrane transporter activity. Gene Ontology annotation, cellular component: membrane. The record is from RefSeq and is a predicted model, not a curated record. Bases 1 to 2103 code for a protein of 700 amino acids.